AUGGAUACCCCACAAGUUCGACUGCCAGCUCCAGAAAGACCAGCAGAGAGUCAAUCGCACGAGACAAAUGGAAAUUCUACAAUAAACACCUCCGUCGAGGUGGAUAUGGGAGGUACUCAGGAGCUUACCGAACCAGCUCCAGCUGAAGACUCCAUUCUCCCCGAUGCGCAACCAGAGCCUGAAUCCGUACCGGAACCUCCAACUCCAGCGAAGAAAAUCGCACCUUCAUCCUUCUUCGAGUACAUCUUGAUUUCUAAUGCACGAAUAGCAUCAUUUCUCGGAACUAGGGGGGCCCAUCAGAACCUUGUACUCAAGUCGCCAUUCCUGAAACAAUUGAUCGAUGAAUUCGACUCCUCAAGCCCACAACGUAUUGAACUCCCAUCUGAGGAUGUUGAGGCUUUCAGCUCGUUCCUUGAGUACCAGUACACCAAAAAUUACAGCGUCCAAAUCGAGUCCGACGAGUCCUCCGAUGGUACCGACGAGAGUGGUGAGCUCUUACUUCGCCAUGCGCGAGUCUACACCCUUGCCGAGAAAUUGGGCAUGCCCAAGCUGAAGGAGGAGGCCCAUAACAAGAUUCAUUCGGUAAACUCGACCCCAAUUGGUGAGUUGACGUACGCGCGCUACGUCUACACCCACACCAAUACCGCCGAUGUCAAUAUUCGCAGACCGGUCGCAUAUUACUGGGCUACCCAGGGUCAUAUCAUUCGCCAUGACCUGAAGGACGAGUUUAGAUUACUUUGUAAUGAGGUGCCGGAGUUCUCCUACGAUGUUCUUUCCCUCAUGAUGGAUCGCAAGGAGAAGGAAACGACAAUGGAUCUUGACAGCAAUGUCCGUAGUAGCGCCAGAAAGCGCCCUCGUCAGGAGAAAUAA
This is a messenger RNA of Penicillium malachiteum, 870 nucleotides long. RefSeq lists its product as uncharacterized. Gene Ontology annotation, molecular function: protein binding. Lineage: Eukaryota; Fungi; Ascomycota; Eurotiomycetes; Eurotiales; Aspergillaceae. The record is from RefSeq and is a predicted model, not a curated record. Bases 1 to 870 code for a protein of 289 amino acids. The transcript has 3 exons.